Messenger RNA from Danaus plexippus (monarch butterfly), 2951 nucleotides. RefSeq names its product N(G),N(G)-dimethylarginine dimethylaminohydrolase 1. The transcript is spliced from 5 exons. NCBI's taxonomy places the organism in Eukaryota, Metazoa, Arthropoda, Insecta, Lepidoptera, Nymphalidae. The record is from RefSeq and is a predicted model, not a curated record. Gene Ontology annotation, biological process: positive regulation of nitric oxide biosynthetic process; arginine metabolic process. The coding region runs from base 207 to 1007 and encodes 266 amino acids. Gene Ontology annotation, molecular function: dimethylargininase activity; amino acid binding.
AGCAAGUUUUUUAUAUACAAAUGUGGCGGUGUUUCGACAAGUAUUAUGUUAGGUAGUGAUAUUUACAUAUAAAAAUAUUUAACUUCAAUAUUGACGAUUAUCGUAUAUUCAACUACAAUAUAUUUUGAAAGAAUUUAGUUCUUGGAACAACAAAUUAUAAUAAACUAAAUAAUUACUUAUUAUAUCCAGCUCUUAUUAAAAAAAAAAUGGAUUUUAAGAUGCAUGAAUACACACAUGCAGUCGUUGGUAAAGUAAUUCCAGCACUAAAGCUAACUGAUAGAGCUGACUUGAACGACGCCCGUCGUCAAUAUGAUUAUUACUUAAGAUUAUUAAAAGAACUAAAUUUGGAAAUUAUUGAAGUCGAAACAGAUGCCUAUUUCCCGGAAAAUAUUAUCUUUGAGGAUAUAGCUAUCGUUUGCCAUGGCAUAAUGCUUUUGCCCAGACCUGUAUCCAGCACUGAAGAAAUAAUAAUGACCGCACUCAAAGAGGUCAUGCAAAAUGAACUUGGACACACUGUUAUUGAAGUCAGUGACCCAGAAGCCAAGCUUGCCGGUUCCGAUGUCUUAUUCACAGGUCGUGAGUUUUUUGUAGGCAUUACUGAGACCAGCAAUGAAGCUGGAGCCAGUGCCCUAGCUGAGGCAUUCCCAGAGUUUCCUUGCACACCUAUAAAGGUAUCUCAAGGGGUACGUCAUUUGAAGAAGUACUUCAGCAUGGCGGGGCCGGAUAUUCUGUGUGUGGCAUCCAGCAAGGAAGCCAAAGAAAUGCUGAAGAGGAUAGAAAGAGAGGCCACAUUUACCUAUCAGACCCUCACUGUCCCUGAAGUAGGGGCUGCCAAUUGUUUGUAUGUGAAUGGUACUCUAAUACACCGUGCAAUAGAGGAGAUACCAGAAUCCUUUAAGGUAUUCUGUGAAAGAAUUGAUUUUGCCCGGCGGUCGAUAUGCUUCUCAUCACUUGCUAAAGUUUCUAGCGGACUCACAGCAUGCUGUCUUCUGGUGAGGAAACCUUAAACAACUUGACAAAUUCUAUGCUAAAAUCUGAUGAUUUUUUUUUUCAAGCAUCGCUCCAACAAUUCAUCCUUACAAAAUUUGUACCUUUUGUAGUUAUAACUUAAUUUUUAACUAACAGGUUGUUUUCAUAUAUAAAAUUAUUUUUAGGACCAUUACUAUAGAAAAGACCUAUUUUAUAAUACAAAGGUCGAAAAUUAUGAGAUGCUUUUAUUAAAUAAGAGCGUGGGCAGGUCUUAUUUUGCUUGCCAUUACAAGUUAAGAUGCAAACUGCAUAAUGUAAACAAAAUUUUUUGCUUUAUCAAAAGCUUAAUAUCUUAUUUUACCAUUAUUAAUAUUUGUUCAUUUUUUUGCAACUUGCAAUCUUUGGUAAUUAGGUUAGAUAUCGUCCGUUUGUUUUCCUACCCUUUACCUAACGUGUGACCAAAUUAUUAUUAUGGUUUUCCUUUGACCAGAAUAGGUUAAUUUUAAUGUGAUGACCUUUUUACCUCACCCAUUUAGGUAAAAAUACGGCUGAUUCAAAAUAUUCUGAUUUACAAUUAUACCUCACCCUCCUCCUCUAAAUAAAGAGCCACUAUAAAUGUGUAUCUACCUUUAGUAGUAGUAUAUUGAAUUCAUUCCUUAACUUAAAGACUGAAAUAGUAUAUGAUACAUGACACAAGAACCCUUAAAAAAAAUUUAAAUAGUUCUUGACAGAGGCAAGCUGACGUGCUUGAAAAUAUAGUAGAAUAUUUUCGACUCUUACCGCAAGUUUUUCUGGUCGAUAUAAAUUUCAACUAUUAACCGACUUUUUUUGUUCCUAUAUUCCACAUUCCCUUAGAUUUUAGUUUUUGUUGAUAAUAAUGACGUACAAAUGUUUAACCUUAGUACCUGGUGCCGUACUUUGUUCAUUUAUAUUGUAGCAUAAAAUGUAGCACAAAAAUCGUCAUAUCCCAUCUUAUAUUUAAUUCCAAGUAAAAUAUUUAAUAUUACGAUACUUAUUUAGUGAUUUUAAGUAAAAUUAUUAUUAAUUUAUAAGAAUACCUGUUAAAAAUCACUUGGAACUAUACGGAAGAUUUAUUGUUAAAUGUUUUAAUUAUGAAUGUUAAAUUGUAUUUCUAUGUUGUUUUUUCUUUUUAUUUUAACUUAUUAUUUCCAAAAAACUUUUAAACAUUAACUAACGAUAAUUAUAAAAAUAUUUAAAAUGAUAGAUGUCCUUAUACCAAUAUAUUAUUCGCUCUCUAUAGACUUACAUGUAAUAUCUAUAGUAUUUAUUAAAUAUACAAUACCAUACCCAAUAAAUUAUAUUUAUCUUUUAAAAAUAAUAAAAAAUAAACAUUGGCUUCUAUCGUCAUGUUAAUAAUUAACAUAUUUCCAUGUAUUUAAAAUGUAUGUCCCUAUAUAAUGUUUACUCUUCGAUAGUCAUUUGAAGGAUAUAUGUAUAAUAUAGUUGUCACCGAUAUCUAGUUUUCUGAAUCUCGAAAUUUAGUUUGUGCUCUCGCUACGGUAGCCAGAAGUGUUAUUGGAAAGCUAUGUUAGAUUAUUUAUUGCGUUCAAUAAUAAAAUGAAGUAAUGUAUAAAAUUAGUGUGAUUGAACAUCGCUUCCCAACGAUCCUGUCGAGGGUACAGUCUAAUGAUUAUAGUAUUAAUAACGUAGUUAAACUACUGCAUAAUAUAAUCAGUAUUCGAUAUUGUAAACGGAUUUCGCACAUUUCGCUUAGCGCUUACACAUAUUAAUAAAGCACAUAAAUAUAUUUUAACAAUGAUAGUUUUUGGAUAUUUUGAUAAGUUUUAAAAUGUUUAUCAUUUCUUUGUGAUCAUUAAUAAAAACACACUGAAAUCAAAUACAUUUUAGUUAGCAUUCGAGAACCAUAGUAUUUUUUUUUGUUUUAUAUUAUUAUAGACAGGUAAGCUAUCAUCAAUUCUGUAAUGUGUUUGUAGACUUCAAUAAAUAAUGUUAUGAGUGUA